Messenger RNA from Sordaria macrospora k-hell, 2895 nucleotides. NCBI's taxonomy places the organism in Eukaryota, Fungi, Ascomycota, Sordariomycetes, Sordariales, Sordariaceae. The record is from RefSeq and is a predicted model, not a curated record.
AUGGCGACACAUUGGCCACCCCGGUCUCCUCACGAAGCUCUCAUCAGUACCCCGCGAGGCCGCCAGCGCUUUCGUGAAAUGAAAACGUCGCCCACCCCGUCGCCGUCCAGACUCAGAAUGUCCCGAUCGAAUCCCGCUCUAGCGGCGCGCUACGCCGACAAUGAGGAUGCCGUUAUGCUCGACGUGGACGAUUUGGAGGACGAAGAUGAGGACGAGGAGAUGGUACAACUGAAGCUGCAGGAAAUACAGGCGCGCAUGAAAUUGAAAAAGAUACAAAAUGCAAAGGCGCAAAGAAGAGCAAACUCGUCCAUGGACGCACGAUCGAAUGGUGGCCGACCAGAAAGCGCUUCGGCGAACAACUCGCAAAACUCGAUGGCACCACCGGCCGGACUUCCCAUUCAGUCAAGGUUAGCUGCGGCAAGAGACAGGAUGGAACAACAGUCGAAUCCCGUCCAGGUUCCUGCUUCGCCGGUGCGGAGGGGUCGUAGUGAGUCCGCUCCUCAGCCACCGCAAUCCCCCCAGAGGAUCAUGUUGGGAAUCGACAAGGGACGAAAAGCGGCCGACAUGUCAUUAAAAAGGGCGCCCUCGUUGCGAAAAGUCGAAAGCGAACGUCCUUCCUCUCAGGGUCUACAGUCCCAGCCGUCCGGCUACUUGCGACGAUCCAUGACGGCAUCCUUUAGCGAAGAUCAACUCGGUUCCCGUCGUCCAGUAAGCUUCGACGGGCGGGCAAAUUCCUUCUCGCAGGCAGAAGAAAGGCGUCCCAUGAGUUUCAACGAGCGGCUAGCAGCCGCAAGGAACGAAGAGCAGGAUCGCAAGGACAAAUCACAGAGGAUACAGAAGAUCAGGAGUAAUGCCUUCAGUAUUGGCAGGGAAGAGAUGGAGGAGUACAAGACGAAAGCGGUGGACGUUCCCGAAGUCCCAUACAAGGCUCCGGAAUAUUCCCGAGACGAGAUUCUGUCAGCCACAAGAAGGUCUUCAUCGACUGCAGGAGCCCGUGGUCGACCGCCCAUGAGCGCAUCAUCAUCGUUUACAGCACAAGUCAACACUGAUAACGAACCUGGUUUCGAAUCAUAUUCAGGUCUUCGCCUUUCCAAGCGCAUUCUCCCCCAUAAUGUGGUCACACGCGCUAUCACAGGCAAGAGGACGUAUGGUUUGAAGGACCUUUUGCGACACGUUAAGGCGCCUGACUGGGCCCUGCCCGAUGUGGAAUCCGAUGUUGUCGUCUUCGCGAUUGUCGCAACUAAGUCCGAGCCGCGCAGCCAUCGUAGUGAUGGCAAGCCCCUGGCAGAGCGCGGAAAGUAUAUGGUCAUCAGCCUCUGUGAUCUUCAAUAUGAAGUGGAUCUGUUCCUUUUUAAUACAGGGUUCGACCGCUUCUGGAAGCUCACACCUGGUACCAUCCUCGCCAUCCUCAACCCGACCAUCAUGGCGCCAAAACAGGGACAGCAAGACACCGGUCGGUUCUCGCUGGUGAUCAACAGUGAUGAGGAUACCAUCCUGGAGAUUGGCAAUGCCCGCGACCUGGGUUACUGCAAGAGUGUCAAGAAGGAUGGUAUGCUUUGCAAAAGUUGGGUCAACCUGCGGCGCACUGAGUACUGCGAGUUUCAUACCAAUGAAGCUGUGAUCAAGUCGAGAAAGGGGAGAUUUGAACUAAACACCACACACGGGCUUGGGCACAAACCAAACUCUAGGGAAGUGUACGGCUUCAGCGAAAAUGCCAAAAGGCAAGAGGAGGAACAACGACUGAGGGGGCAAUAUGACCGAUCAACCGGUAGUCACUUUUUCAUGAACCGUACUGCCGCGGAGCUCAUUGAUGGCGGUGGCAUGGCUGAUCAGGCCGAGAGAAAGGAAGCAAUCAAGAGGAGCUUGGCAAGGAAAGAGAAGGAAGCUGAGAUUGCAAGAAAACUGGGCGAAGUAGGUGGUGGUGCUGGAAGAGAGUACAUGAGCCGAGCCGCUGGUGGUCUUCGCGCAAGCUUCUCCUCCACCACCUCGGUACCUAUGUCUGGUUCUGCUUCCUUCUCGUCAGCCGCAGUCUCAACACCAAUGUCGUCACUGUCCGGCCACAGCCAAAGCAACAGCAUCAACGAUCCUCUAGGCUUCGGCGGAAGACCCCGAUACGACCUCCAAGCCCUCGGCCUGCUCCGCAAGAAGGGCGAAGAACAACCCAAGAUCGACCUCGGCCCAAUAAAGCGCAAGCGCCCCGAGUCCGCCCUCUCAAGCGAGACCAGCUUCAGUAAAUCCAACUCCACCAGCAGCGCAACCAUCACUCCCUCAAACUACACCAACAACACGAAAGCGCCCUCCUUAGGCUGGGGCUCCGGCCUGCGCGACAAGCUUUCGAGAAUGAAAGAAGGCGAAAAGCUCAACCUCUCCCACCGCGCCAGCACCUCCAGCAUGCGCGAUUCCACCCCAGCCCUCACCAAAUCCUCCACCACCGGUGGCCUUUCAACCGGCCUCACACCCGCCAUCAACCGUCUCUCCACCUCCUCCCGCGACUUCAACUUCACCAACUCCUCAUCCAACACCCAAACCACAAACCUCCCCAACCGCCCCUCACCCGCCGUCCGCUUCUCCGCUGCUCCCACGAAUUCCCACUCCCACUCCUCCUUAUCCUCUUCCCGCCUCCUCAGCGCCUCCGCCUCCGCACGUCUAGCAGCCGCCAGGGCAGCAGCCGCCGCACAAGCUGCUUCUGCUGCUGAAGGUGGUGGCGGGAACUCGCAAGGUUCCGCCGGGCAACCGCCCGUGAGGAAAAAGACGCGGUUCGUGACGGAUAAGGGGAUUAGAGAGGCCGGCAGGGAUAGUCUCGGGGACAAGGGGUUUCUGUUGAGUGCGGCGCAGAAGAGUAGGCGGCAGGUGGUGUUGAGUGAGGAUGAGGAUGAUGAUUUGGAGAUUGUGUGA